Messenger RNA from Ochlerotatus camptorhynchus, 514 nucleotides. Its product is annotated as general odorant-binding protein 99a-like. Bases 63 to 497 code for a protein of 144 amino acids. Gene Ontology annotation, molecular function: odorant binding. Lineage: Eukaryota; Metazoa; Arthropoda; Insecta; Diptera; Culicidae. The transcript is spliced from 2 exons. The record is from RefSeq and is a predicted model, not a curated record. Gene Ontology annotation, biological process: sensory perception of smell.
UAGGGACAGCGCAUUCGAUCGAGUCAGUCGUAAUCUCCACUUCAUUUCAAAAGAUCAUCACCAUGGCAUCACUCCGCUGGAUCGUAGUAGUAGCGGCCUUCCUGUUGAUGGCAGCAGCGGACGACUCCUCCAAGCAGAAAUACGUGGAAAACAAGCGAGCUUGCAGCAAGAUUGUCCGCUCAAGCCAGGAAAACGUGGAACGCUACCUGCGGUCGGAAUAUCCGGAAGAUCACGAAACGGCGUGUUUCAUGCGUUGCGUCGGCAUACUGAGCGGAUCGUACGACGAUGAAACGGGGGUCAACUUGGACUCACUGUACGAAGCAUUCGGCAAAGGUUUCGUCACUCGGGAAGAGUACCAGGAGGAAUCGAAGGUUUGCUUGGAAAAGCUGGACGAAGUUAGCUGCCAUUGUAUGAAGGCGUACAAGCCGCUCAUGUGUUUGAAGAAACAGUACAAGAAGCGGAAGGAGGCUACGGCUCAAAGUAGUUUGCUAAAAUAAAACAAUUUUGUUUUCUC